Molecule: messenger RNA, 945 nt
Organism: Uncinocarpus reesii 1704
Lineage: Eukaryota; Fungi; Ascomycota; Eurotiomycetes; Onygenales; Onygenaceae
Exons: 3
Coding region: 1-945 (314 amino acids)
Source: RefSeq, a predicted model, not a curated record
AUGAGCGCCGCCGGCAGAAGAAGACUGCAGGCUCUCAGCCAACAGCUCGUCGAGGGCAUUCCGGAUGCCGGCACUUUUGAGAACAUUCCCCGCAUCAGGGAGGUUGCGCCCGACUCUGUAGGACCCCGAUGCAAGGACAAAGUCGUCAUCAUCACCGGGGCCAACUCACCCAUCGGCAUUGGGCGCGCCUCCGCUCACCAGUUUGCCCGCAAUGGCGCCAAAGCAGUCUUCAUCUGCGACUUCUCUGCAACCUACCUCGACGUGCACAAGCGCGAGCUCGAAUCGCUCUAUCCCAGCGUCGACAUCCACGUCCGGCAAUUCGAUGCCGGCAACGAGGAGCAGGUCAAGGCCGUAGUGGACGAGGCGAUGCAGAAAUACGGUCGGCUGGACGUCAUGUUCGCCAAUGCGGGAAUCGUCGGGCAACCAAGACUCUUCACUGAAGUCACCGGCGACGAAUUUAUGAAAACAAUGGACACUAAUGCCAAAGGUCCCUUCCUGGCGGCCAAAUAUGCCGCCAUUGCCAUGAAGACUCCCUCCCCUUCCAAACCAUACCCCUCCGGCAGCAUCAUCCUCACCGCCUCCGUUGCCGGCCUCCGCUCCAACGCAGGCUCAACCGACUACUCCGCCUCCAAGGCCGCCGUAGUCUCCCUCGCCCAGACCUGCUCCUACCAGCUCUCCGGCACGGCCAUCCGCGUCAACGCCAUCUGCCCCGGCGUGAUUGAAACCGGCAUGACCAAAGUCAUGUACGAUAUGGCCCGCUCACGAGGCACGGAGAAGAAGAUCGGGCAGUUGAACCCCUUGCAGAGAGGUGCAGUGGCAGAUGAGGUUGCCAGGGUGGCGUUGUUCCUAGGAAGUGACGAGAGCAGCUAUGUGAACGGCCAGGCGUGGGCGGUUUGUGGUGGGCUGAGUGCAGGCCAUCCGUUUGUUCCAGGGAAAUUGGCAUAG